UGCCCUAACACGUGUUGCUUUUACACCUUCUCACCGUCUAACCUAUGAUUAUCGUCUGAACUAAGCUACCUCCAGAUAGAGAGAGAGAGAGAGAGAGAGUCUUUUUUAUAGGGAGAGGGGGAGAGAGAAAAGGAAAUGGAUGGUUGUCAUGGCUGGCAUGUGACAAGAGGAGCUGCUGCUGACGCUUGUGGUCGUGCUGGUGCUCAGGAUAAAACGAUAAUCAACCGGAUAAUGCAUAGAUUCCGACCGAUUGCACCGAAGCCGGCUGCCGGUACUGAUCUAGAUUCUAGCUCUUCAGCGAUUGGCAACAAAGAAUUGGUAGCUUUCAAGACAACUAGAAGAAAGAGAAAGUAUGUUAGGGUUUGUAAGAGUAAUAAAUUGAAGAAAAGCAAAAGGGGGCCGCAAGUACCAUCGUCAGAUCAAGAAAAGGAAAGAGGAGGGGAAGGAGAAGGAGGUGAUUUCAGCAGUGUUGUUACUUUACAGUUAUUACCAGAGAGAAGUGAAUCGAAGGAUGAUGAGUCGCAAUCAGAAAGAAUGGGAAAGACAUGGUGCGGUAAUGAUAAUUCUCAAGAUCUUGCCGUAGAUAAUAUUAAAGAAUAUGUCAAUGAUCAAGAAAAGCAAGAACAGCCCAUGUGUUUUAAGUUCAAGCUAAAGCAGCCCAUGAUUGAGGGUUAUGGUAAGCCAGAUCAGAUGUUCGUGAUGCUUCCUCAAAAGAGGGAAACUACAGUAGCGGAAUCCUGGGUGACGGUAGAGUGCGUGACAGACAUAUACAGUACAUGCAUGGAUGGUCGAGCUAUAUUAUUAGGGUGUACAGACGUGGAGAGAAUGAGGAAUCUGGAGGGGGACACCUGUCCCGGCUUCAUAUCGGACGGUUUGAACCACGUACAAUGGAUAAACUGGGCUUACAAGAAGAUGGUGGAGAUGGUAACGAAAGAAGAUGGUAAAGAGAGAGUACAGCUGUAUGAUACAGUACCAGAAGUAAUGGUUUGGUUGGUGAUAAAGGAAAAGUUGUUGCCUUUUGUGGACUGUGCCUCUGCGUUUAGCUGCUGGGUUAGGUUACAGAAUUCGUGGCAGAAAGAGAAGGGUUCACAGACGGUUGUUCCUUGUGAUGUUUGGAGAAUGGAUUGUGGAGGGUUUGCAUGGAGACUGGAUGUUGACUCUGCACUCAGUUUGGGCCGUUGAUGAAGAGUACAGAUCAAACGUCGACAAAUAAACAGGGGUCUUCUUAUAAAAAAGAUAAAUACUUUUUUGACGGUGACAGGAAAAGAGUUACGAUGCAAAAGUCAUGGAAGUGUGUAUAUAUAUAUAUAUAUAUGAUCUGCACUGUAGUUGAGCCAGGUUACUCCAAGUUUAAGUUCGAUAUGCAGAAAUCUGCAGACAAUGCUGGAACUACAACGUCAUGUAAAGAUCUGCAGUUCAGGAAAUACGUGGAUUAAAGGACGGCAUGCAGAAAUCUGCAGACAAUGCACGUUGAUAUAGUCAAACAGUGAAUUUGCAGGAACCGAUUGUUAAUGCAAAAUUCAUGACAACAUGUCUUCGAACA
Messenger RNA from Populus euphratica (Euphrates poplar), 1543 nucleotides. RefSeq lists its product as uncharacterized. Lineage: Eukaryota; Viridiplantae; Streptophyta; Magnoliopsida; Malpighiales; Salicaceae. The coding region runs from base 136 to 1182 and encodes 348 amino acids. The record is from RefSeq and is a predicted model, not a curated record. The transcript has 2 exons.